GCUAGAGGCCGCUAUUGCGCGAAGCUGUUGUUUGUUCCGUCGGAAAUAUUUUCGAGGAAUUGUCUGCGAAAAAGUGUAGAAAAUACGUUAGUAAAGUUUUCGGUAGUUGAUAUUAAACGCAUCCUAUUAAUUUUGUACUAUAUUCUCUGAUAAUUUCGAAGCGCAGCAUACAAGUUCACGUGCCACAGCUGCAUAAUCAUCAAAAAGAUAAACGUAGUGUUAUUAUAAAAGUUUGCUUUUAUCAACGCCAAGAUUCCUAACUUACGGGAAUAUGUCUCACGCAUACGACGAUUCAAGAAAUGGACCUGAUGAUGAACAGUCCUUGGGGCGAGGCCCUGAUCGAGAAUAUGAUGGACCACCUGGGAUGGAACCAGAUGGUAUCAUUGAGAGUAAUUGGGAAUAUGUUGUGGAUAAUUUUGAUGAUAUGAACUUACGUGAAGAAUUGCUGCGUGGUAUUUAUGCCUAUGGUUUUGAAAAGCCAUCUGCAAUCCAACAAAGAGCUAUUAUUCCUUGUAUAAGAGGCUUAGACGUUAUUGCCCAAGCUCAGUCAGGUACUGGCAAAACAGCUACAUUUUCAAUUGCCAUUUUGCAGAAAAUUGACACAAAUCAUAGAGAAUGUCAAGCACUUAUUCUUGCACCAACAAGAGAAUUGGCUCAACAGAUUCAGAAGGUUGUCAUUGCUUUGGGUGAUUAUAUGAAUGCUCAGUGCCAUGCCUGCAUUGGAGGAACUAAUGUCCGUGAAGAUAUUCGUAAACUAGAAAUGGGUGUUCAUGUAGUAGUUGGGACUCCUGGUAGAGUUUUUGACAUGAUAAAUCGAAAAGCUCUAAGAACGGACCAUAUCAAAAUAUUUGUUUUAGAUGAAGCAGAUGAAAUGCUUUCACGAGGAUUUAAGGAUCAAAUUUAUGAUGUAUUUAGGACUUUAAAUUCAAAUAUUCAAGUUAUCUUGCUGUCUGCUACUAUGCCAAUAGAUGUCCUGGAGGUAACUAAGAAAUUUAUGAGGGAACCUGUUCGUAUUCUGGUAAAGAAAGAAGAAUUAACAUUGGAAGGUAUAAAGCAGUUCUACAUAUCAGUUGAAAGAGAGGACUGGAAACUGGACACUCUUUGUGAUUUAUAUGAAACUCUGACUAUUACUCAAGCUGUAAUAUUUUGCAACACUCGACGGAAAGUAGACUGGUUAAUGGAGAAAAUGCACAGUCGGGAUUUUACAGUCUCAGCCUUACAUGGUGACAUGGACCAAAAGGAGAGAGAUGUUAUUAUGCGAGAAUUUCGUUCUGGAUCUAGUCGAGUGCUCAUAACAACUGAUCUUCUAGCAAGAGGCAUCGAUGUGCAGCAGGUUUCUUUAGUCAUAAAUUAUGAUUUACCAACAAAUAGAGAAAAUUACAUUCACAGGAUUGGAAGAGGAGGCCGUUUCGGUCGCAAAGGUGUAGCUAUUAACUUUGUCACUGAAGACGACAAACGAACCUUGCGUGAUAUUGAGCAGUUCUACAAUACCCAAAUUGAGGAAAUGCCUAUGAAUGUUGCGGACCUCAUCUAAGGAAACAUGUCUCCUAAAGCUUUGUGCUGUAAAGACAUUUACCAAAAUGAACUAUAAGAAUUUUUCAGGUCUUUAUUUCGAAGAACUUGAAUGAUUACUUUUCAAAAUAAGAAUCAUGCCUUUACUAUGCAUGGUUUUUAAAAAGUGACUAAUAGCUGUAAAAACUGUUUUAAUUACAGCAUUUUUUUGAUAUAGUGCAUCAGAUUUGGAGGUGACUUUUAUAUACAAACAUAUAAAAACUUCCAUGUAUAGUGUAAUCUGCUGUGUUUUAUUCUGAUAUGUACUGAGUGCCUCUUUGUUGAACAAAAAUCUAUAACUAGAUUUUUAAUUCUUUGCUGUUUUUUUUUUUCUGGCCACCCCUUUUAAUAGAUUAUGCAUAUCUAAAAUAUUUAUAAUUUUGCAGUGAUUAAUAGCAUUAUUUUUCUCGUCUAAAGUUGGUAAUCAAGUUCAUGUGGAAAGUGGGCAUUGCUAAAAAGGAUUAUAAUCAGAACUUAAGAGUGCUCACUUAUUUUACUCAAACACUGCAUAGUUUUAUGGUGGACUAUUAUGAAUAUACCAUGCCUUGCAUAUACCCAUCAAGUAAACAAGCAAACUAAAAUUAAAAUUUUAUUGAAUAUUUAUAUUAUAUAAAAUUAUUUUGUUUGCUGUAAUUCCUGGUAACAUGAUUGCUAAUAUAUUAGCAACUUCUAUUGCUAAUAUAUUAGCAAUUAGAUGUUCAAUCCAGCUGCCAGCAGCACUCAUUAAGUUCAUUAUUUGGCUUCUGCACCAAAAUAGCAUUGACAAAAUUUUGCUUUUGACAUCUGGCCAUUACUAUCUGCCCAUUUUGUAUCUAAUUCUUUCCUUCUCUUUUUGGCCUUCAAAUAGUUUUCACUAUUAUGUUUAUAAAAACAUUAUUUUCUCUUUUUUGAAUUAUGUCUUGUAUCACAUAAAGCUGUAAGCUUUGUGUGCUAUAAUAUUAAGACUGCAAUUUACAAAAAUGUAUUCCCUCUCCAUCCUGGUGGAAAUAUGUGCAUUGAAGGGAAAUGCAAAUCUGUAUGAUUUUCUUUACAGUGUUGUACUGUAAAGAACUACAUACUUUACAGUAUUGUCUUUCCUUCUCUUUUUGGCUUUCAAAUAUAUUGCAUAAGAGAGAUUUUUAUGAAUGACAUUAAAUUGUACUUUUCUUUUGAAAUUUUAGGGAAAAAUGUGUUCUGAAAAGUUAUAAAUUUUGAGAAGUCAUUAUUUAUUUAGUGUGCUCAAUGCUGAAAUGCUUUUGCAUUUUUGAAGUUUUUAUAACAUAUAUGUAUCAGUGAUAAAUAAAAUUCAAGACAAUAUAGUAAAUUAUAUAUAUAAUAUUUAAAAAGACUUCAUGAAUUUUUUUUUAAAAAAUGAAACAACAUUAAAAGAAUUAAUAAUACUAGUAAAAAGUGCUACUUGCUUUGGAUUAGAAACUAAGGGCUUCUCAAAACAAAAUAUUGUAGGUUGGCGUGCUAAUGUUAGUAAGUUAGAAGUUUUUACAGACUACCUCUGUACUUUAUUAACAAGAAUCAAAAUGAAUGACUUGUUCAAAUUCUUCUUUUAUUGCUGUUUCCUACAGGGUAGCCUUAAAAGGUAUUCUAUUUUAUCUCCACUUUCACAGCAUUUGCAUUUUGUUUCUUAUUUGCAGCACCCUGUAUUGCCAACUAAUAAGAAUGGGCAGUAAAAAUGGCCAUUAUAUAAUCCAUAGUAAAAAGAAGAGUUAAUGUUAUAUUAUACAAUUAAAUGAAUUUAGAUUUCAACCUCGAUUUUUCAUGCUUAUAUUUAAAGUAUAUUUGCUUUGAAGGUUCUAAAUAGUUGUGCCGAGUUUGAUGAAAUCAUUAAGUCCAAGAUCAUGUACCUCCUUUGCUUAAGUAAAUAAUUUGGAAAAAUCCUUUUGUGGUACUUAAUAUUAAGUGACAUGAAGGAAUAUGAAAAUUUUUCAUACACUUGAAAUAUCUGGAUCGUAUAAUAUUUGAAUUCGUUUAAUUUUUCAAAAUAUAAUUUUUGUUUCACUCAUUAAUCAGUUUAAAGAUUAUUGAAUUAAUAUACUCAAAUUUUGUCAAUUUGAAUUACAUAUACAUUUGUAUAAUGAUGUGUAAUACUUAUAAUAAAUAUUGAUAGUAUCUUUUGUAUUCAGUAUAUUUUUAAUCAGUUUUUGAAUAUUUGAAAAAAUAACUUGUAUAAUAUAUUGUUUAUGAAAAAUUUUAUUUUCAACUCAAUGAAAAUGUAAGAAAGCAGAAGUGUAUUGUUAAUUUAAAUUGGAAAAAAAUGAGUCUUUUUAAUUUUUAAAUACUUGUGAAAAUUUUUUAAGCAUAUAUUUGUAAAAAGGGAAAAAUAAUGAAAGUGAGUGUAAUUCUAAGUAUCUUUUCUCCCUUCUCCAGUUUGUUAAUUAAAAACCAUGUAUUUUUUUAAAUGAGGUGAAAACGUUCUAGUAUUCAGAUUAAAAAAAAUUGUGUAUUUGAAUGUCUAAAAUAUAAAAAAGUUGAAAGCCCCGUUAAAAAUUUAAAAAUUUUAAUAAAUAACUGAUUAGAAAUUUGUAGUUAUUUUGUGAAUAAUGAUUUGUUGCUCAAAAAUUGUAUGAAGCCUAUAUAAGCUUGUUUUUGAAUUGCUUUGUUGUAGCUCAAAUCUUCUGUAACUCAUGCAAUAUGAGGAUAAAAUUUAUUAGUAUUGUCAUUUGUGCAGGAACUAUCCAAAUGCAAAUUGUAUGUUACAGGUUACAAAGUUUUUUUGGGGAGGGGGAUGGUGAUGGUUAUUUUUGUGUGUGCAUUCAUUAUGAAAUAAAUAAAAGUGUCAUGAUUGUUAUCUGCAUUGCAAGAUCAGUUUUUUUUUUUUUUUUUUUUUUUUAAGUUCGGCAUUUUCCAUGGUUUCUGAAUUAAGAAUUUUGGUAUUCAUUAGUUAAGCUUUGCUUAUUAACAGUACUUAUUACCUGUGGUGUGAUGAUGUAACAUUUAUAUUUUCUAGAAUAUUAGAAAUUAUAUAGAUAUAAUGGAUAGCAUCCUCUUACAUGUGAUGUGCUUAUUUUUUAUAUAGAUAAAUGUUAUUAAAGUAAAAUAUAUUUCAAGUUCUUUUUAUGAGUGUAUUAAUUUUUACCUAAUUUAAUUUUAAAAAAUUCACCUUAACAGUAUCCAAAUUUUCACUUAAAACUUCUAUCAGUAUAAUUCUGGAUUUAGUUGAAAUAUCUUGUUAUUAAAUCAUUUUAAUAAAAUGCAUAUUUAAAGCUUCUUAUGUGUUGUAAAUUUUUUUUUGCAAUCAUCUUAUAAGAUUUUUUGUAAAACCGCUAUCUUUUAAUUAAACAUUAAAUUGCUUAUAAAAUAUUCAAUUGUUGCAAUUUAAAAUCAUGCUUUAUUCCAGCUAAAAAAUGAAAAUUUUUUACAGAAUACAAAGUUUAUUUGUUGUCUUGAAGUAUCCCUUUCUUGUUCAUUUCUUUUGUGUGUAUUAUUUCUUGUACAUUUUCUUUGUGUGUAUUGUUGUGUAUUUGUGUUAUUGUGUAACCAUUGUUUAUUUUUUAAAUAUAAGUCUAGAUUAUGAAUGUUUAAAAUAAUAUAUUAGAGGUUAAUGGAAGCUAAAAAGUUUACAUGGCAUUUCUUUAAAAAUUCAGAAUAGCGCAAAAAUAUUUUGAAGUAUUUUUUUUUUUUUUUUUUACUUUUAUCCAACACAAUUUAAUGAUGCAUAUUCUGUAUUAAUAAUUUACUCUUAUAUUAUUAUAUAUGAUAGCACUGUAAUAUUCAAAUAUUAAUGGCAUGUCUAUAGCAUGGGUCAUUUAUUCAUAAGGUUUGAUUGUACUAUGAUAUUCAGUGUAUUAUGAUCUUUUUAGUACUAAAAUGUUAUGUUCUAAUUUCUCCUAUCAAUAUUUUAAUAUAUCUGUAAAUAUCUGAUGCUAUUUAUGUGCAGACUGUUGUGAUUCUAAUCUAUUAGUCGAAUUGGAAGCCCAUUUUUAUGUAUAAAGUGAAUAAAUAUAUUUCAAAAUAUAGUAAUAAUCUGAAAGCUAUGCAACAGUAUUUUCAGAUUUUAUAGUCUUUAAUUAGAAAAUAAUUUGAUAUGAAUUUUUUCAUUAAAUAAAUGAGCGAACAAUUGAUUUCAAUUAAAUCAAGCAUUGUGCUUUGUAUAAUACGUUUAUAAAUUCUUAUCACCACAGUAAGAAUGGGUAUUAUUCCUCAUGCAAUGCUAAUACCAUAGCAAUGCUGUUUUAGUAAGCCUUUUGUGUAGUUAUCUAAUUUGGAACAGAGCAUCUGCUGUGUGAAAUAAAGUGUAAUACAAAAUAAUAGUAUCUGCUGUGAGCUUUUUGUGUCUUCCAGAGGUUUAAAAAAAAAAAAAAAAAAAAUUAGCCAAUGCAUCAGUAUUGUUUAUUCAUAUUUAAACUGUACUGCAAGCAUGGUUGCAUGUGGAUAUUCUUAAAAAAAACUGCUUGUUUGUUCAUCAAUGCAUUGUGUUACCUAGUAUUUAAGCCACUCAUUAAGAUAUUUAAAAUGGAAGUAAUUUUAGAAGAUAGUAAGAUCAAAAAGCCCUGCUACUUUCUUUAAAUUUUUUGUUUCAAAGUAAACUGUGUUCGUUGUGCCUUGUAAAAUGCAGCUGCUAUUAUAUUUAUGUAAAACUGAAAAAUAAUUUUGUGUUUAAAGAAAAUUUCCAUUUUUUUGUAUGAUAUAAUGAUUAGAUUUUGAUACAUGCAAAAAUUACUGUGCAAUUCCGGAUAUUAUUUGCUCGUCUUUAGAAUAUAAGAAAAUUCUUCCAUUUAUUACUGAAGUUAAAAAUAGUGCUCACAUUGAAUUAUAUUGAGGUUAACAUAACAAGCAGUAAUGUCAGUACACAUUAGAUCUAAAUCUUUCCAUCUCUCUUUUAAAAAAAGAAAGGGAAUAAAUGUAGAUAAAUAUAAUGUGAUAUGAAAAUCUUAGCACUUUUUUUUUAAUUAUAAGACUAAUGAAUGUCUAAAAUUUUCAAUUUUCUUAAUUACCAGAAGUGCUUCAAUGGAAGAUAAUCUAUUUCAUAGCAAUAAUUAAAAGUGCUUAUUUUGUAGUUUACGAUGGUGGUUUAAAGGAUUUUGUAAAUUAUUGUUAAAAAAGGCUUUUCAGAUUUCUUAUUGGGAUUAGGAUUCCUCAACUAUGGUUAUGUGAACAUUAUUUGGUUGACACAAGAGAAUAUAAUUAGGAAAAAAAAAAAAAAAAACUAUUAAAUCUGUUAGAAAAAUUAAAUAUCUUUAAUUUAAGGAAAUAAUUUACGAAGUAGGUUUUAUGAACCUGAACUUUACAAAAAAGAUUUCCAUUUCAGAAAAGCUAUGGUAAAUUUGAAAGUUUUCAAUGAAAGUUGGCUAAGAAAUUAUUUAAAAUGUGUUACUGAUAUUGGGCACAAGAGGAGGGAAGCAGAAUUUAUCCAUUUUAUUAGGCAUGAGACAGCAUUUGAUUCAAAUGUUCAUUAAAUUCAUUGAGGGUGGAAAACAUUUUGGCCUGCAUUUUAGAUUGAAAGUAUGCUAUUGAAGAAUACAUAGAGAAAAAUUUGUUACCUUAUAUGCUUGAUCAGAUAUUUGCUGUAGGAGGGGGAAAUUCUACAGGUCAUAUAAGGAUAUUACUUAUUUCCCUAGCAAUGAAAACUAAUAGGAAUUUUUAUAAUGGUGCCUCUGCCCAGGGUUCCUACUACUAAGUCAGGAGACAUUUUUAUCUGUACAUAAAAAAUAUAUAUAGAGAGAGAGAGAGAGAGCUAAAUACAGUAACAGUACAGAUAAAAAUGUACAGAUCAAUUUUUCAGAUAGUAAAAAGUUCAUGUUUUAAAUAUUAAUGACAAAAGAAUUUAAACAUUUGACAUUUUUAAAAAGAAGUAAAUGACGAGUUUUAUAUUUUUUGUUUUUCUUGUAAAAAUAUUUUACCCACCUCAUAUCAGAUAUAGUUUUACGAACUGAUAGCUCUCAUUUCCACUUGUUAACUAGGCAUUGUUCAUCUUUCUGUUUAGAAUUUUAAUAUUCUUUCAUUUGCGUCAAAUAAAAUGUAAGGUAAAUUAGAUUUUUAUAAUGCUGUUAGUUAUUUCAUUCAAAUGCUAAAGUUACUCAGGUAAUCACAUUUAAUUUGAUAGCUAAUUCAUUGCAUUUGAUCAGGGAAAUUAUUUAAAGGUUUGGUCACGGAAAAUCAUAGAAAUAAUAAGUUCUGUUUUAAAUCUAAAUGGGUACAGACAUGUGAGAAAUUACAGGAAGCAAAAUCUGAAAUGUUUCUUCUUUUCACCAUCCCCAAAUACUGAUGGCUUCCAAUGCAAAUGAUAUCCUUUCUCUAAACAAAUGAAAGGAUGUCUAGAAGAGUUAUUCUUUAUCUGAAAAUCUAUGGGAUUAUUAUUAUUAUUUAUUUGUUACACUAUGUAGAUAAAGUAUAUGCAGGCCCCCUUUUCAUUUCUGUAUAAAUUGUUUCAAAGAAAAAGGUUGAGAAAAAUCUGGUUUGAAUAAUCAGCAUCCUUUUGCAAAUUUCCAAAAAGUAUACGUAAGAGUAAUUAUCUUUUUAGAAACAAAGUAAACAUUGUGAUAUAAAUAAAUCUGACUGUUUGCUCAUUUGGCAUUAAAUUGAAAUUUAAACUUACAUUUAAGAAAUUUUUAAAAAUCUUGAUAACUUUAAGUAAACUGUUACAUAUAUAUAUAUAUAUAUAUACAGGUAAAUUCUCCCAUAACACGGUAGAUAGUUUCCUAGAAAAUGCCGUGUUGUAUGAGACCCAGAGGUAGUACAAAAAGGGGGAUUAAGUUCCGAAAACUUAUUAAAAACAAAUAUUAUUUUUAAUUAUACAUAAAACAACUUAAUUUUUAUUAAAAUAUAUAUAUGUACAAACACAAAAGAAAAAUAUUACCUAUUUUAAUUUAACACAACUUUAGUUUAAUAAAUUUCUUCGUUGUCAUUGCUCAGUAUAAUCAACAGAGAACGUUUUUUUGGUGGAAUGAGACCGCUUUCAAUUUCAGAAUUUCUUUCUUCAUUUAAAUGGCAUUUUCUUCCCUCUUUCAAAAACUUGUAAUUUUACCUAGUUUACUAGUUCUUACCGGGUCAUUUUAAAUUUCUUGUUGUAGAGCUAGACAGUUUUGCAGCUCCCUUUUGAAUUUUUGGCUUAUUUCAGCAGAAGGGUCUGCACUCGAGAAAAAUAACUCGAGAUUUUCAGCUAAGCAUAGGCCUUCUUUUAAUUUUUUAAUGUUAAAUUAUUAACUUCACAAUCUUCAUCAGUGAUAGUGUCCUCAGAAUCGAUUUGAUUUACAGCUUCGGAUGUCAUUUCUAUCAAAUCGUCGUCAAUUUCUUCUUCCGCUAAUAAAUCUUGAACGUCCUCAAUAGCCAUGUUCACAAAACCUUCACCUCUGAUUGAUUUAGCAAGUUCUAAUAUGCCACCAAUUUCAUUUUCUGACGAUUCACGCACAUUUCUAUUCCAACUGAAGAGGGCCAUAUCUUCUAACAUGCAUUUAAUGUUGAUAUUUUCGUUUCUUUCAGUGACAAAAAUACGAUGUCGAUUCAGUUCUUGAUUGAAAAUGUCUUCCAAGGUUCCAUUACAUCAAUAGAUUUUGAAUCGGUUACAUCUAAAAUCUACUGUAAGCUCUUCUUAUGUAAUAUGUUUUUAAAGGUUUAAAUAAUACCUUGAUCUAAUGGUUGGAGAAACGAAGUAAUGUUAGAUGGUAGGAACAGCAUUUUGACAUUGAAAGGAUUCAAAACUUGUGGGUGACAUGGAGCAUUAUCUAAUAGUAACAAGCGUCUUGAAGCUCAAAUUUUUCUGCCUUAAAUAACGUUUAGCAUCUGGCACAAAACAAUUUUAAAACCAAUCUUUAAAUAUGUUCCCAGCUACCCAAGCUCUUGGAUUUGCUUUCCAAUAUGCUGGUAAGGUGUUUUUAUUUACACCUUUUACACACACAUUUUAUUUUAUUUACCAUGAGGAUUUAAAGAUCUAUAAACUAACAAUGAUUUUGUUAUAAAGUCUAAAGUCAUACUGCACAAAAAUAGCAUUAGACAAUUUUUAGACACCUUAAAUCAGGAUGCAGUUUUUUUCUUUUUUCGAUAUAAAUGUUCUGGGCAUCUUUGUUCCACCAAAGCCCAGUUUUGUUGGCAUUGAAAACUUGAACUGCUGUCUUCUAUAAUAUUUUGAAAUUUUUCAGGAAACGUCCUAGCAGCUUCAUAACCAGCCGAUGGAGAUUUUCCUUGAAUUCUUAUGCUAUGAAUUGCAAAAUGCUUUUUGAAAUUUUUGAACCAACCUUUACUUACCAGAAAAUCUGGGUUGGCAGAGGGUCUCCAUGUUAUUUGAGGUGCUUGAAAUAUUUUUGUUUAAUGAUAUUACCAUCUAAAGAAUUUCUUUUUGACAGCUAUCAUCAAUCCAAAUGCUGAGUGCCUUUUUCAUCUUCUCGAUUAUUGAUGCCCCUGGGGGCGAACUGCACGUUUUGUGGAUGUCUAAGAUCCUAUAGCAACUGCACUUCUUAUUUCUUUUUCAUUUUUCUUAAUAGUCCGGACUGUUUCUUCAUUCCACUUAAAACUUUUUCCAAUUUAAGAUGCCUUUUCUCCUUUUAAAAAACGGUCAAAUUUUGUAUCCGUAUUUCUAAAAAAAAGAAUUUCCUCUUAAUUUUUUUUUUUUUUUUUUUACCUUUAUCGGACAUGUUUGAGAACUGAAAUUUAAAAUUUAAUGUCUUAAAGACGAAAAAGUUAUUCUUUAACACACCGUGGCUCGACGCAGACUGCCGACCAGCAGAGUGAGAUACUUUUGUUUUCAGGCCAUGGAGACGAGGAUUCAAAUUUUGGAUGCCAAACUUUCAGGUUGUGCAUUUUAGAGCACUUAUUAUGACCUUAUGGUUUUCACCUUCUGCGAAAGUGAGGUUUCUUCAUUUAUGUGGGGGCAUUUGUUCAUACAGGUCAUCUGAAGACAUUUGUUCUAACGGCUACCGGAUCUUGGAAGACAACUGGCAGAACUUACGAAACAAGGAUUCUUAUGUAUUAAAUGACUAUGUGAAUGCACAAUAUGGAAAAACUUUGAGCGGAGUUAAAAUUCUUCCAAUUGCUUGGGCAAUUUUCUUAUCAUGUUGGGCAAAUUUUGAAUCGUGUUAUAGCGAAACCGUGUUACAGGAUGUCGUGUUGUAGGAGGACUACCUGUAUAUAAAUUUAGUUAAGUAUAACAGUGAAAGAAUUUUGAAAGUGUAAGUCUAAAUUAGAAUAAGAAAUAAUGCUUAAAAAUUCUUUGAACAGAAAAAUUAGAUUUAUAACUAUUUAUUUGCAAUAAAUAUUAGUAAUGUGUAUCAUUAUCUGCUGUAUAUUUUAUAUAUAUUUGAUUACAUUCAGUUUUAGCAAAAGUUCAAAUUUUCAUGUAUGCAUUUCUAAUAAAUUGAAAGUUUUUAUUAUUUUUAAAUUAAAGAGUUUGGAUGUGUAAUAUAAAUCCGGAUUUAAUUUAUGUUCUUGAAAUAAAAUGUGAGGUUUGUAAGGGGGUGGUCAACAACUGUAAAUGGAGGUUUUUUUAGUUUAUAAGACAAUAGUACAAAUGCUUUGUAUGUGUAAUUAGAUAACAGUGGAAAGCAGCACAUCUGCAUUGUAAAGUGCAGAUGUGCUGCCUUUUCCACUGUUAUCUAAUUAAAAAUAUACAUGCUCUGGAUUAUUUUAUAAAAUACUGAUUGAAAAGUAGUGUAGAACGUGUAGUUAUGCAUUUGAAAUUUGAUUUGUACUUUGUAUUUUGUUUUGAUUAAAACUUUUUCCUUUAUCAUGUAUAUAUGAUUUAAACUUUUUAAUUCUGUCCAAAUAUUCCUCAUAAACAUGAUGAAUAUUUUUAUUUUUGUUACAAUUGUACUUUCUUCCUGAAUUUUCUUUAUAAUGUGUUUCCUAAAUUCUGCAUUAUGCCAUGCCUUCCUAAGUAAAUAGUUCUCAGUGCUUUGCCAUAAUAAAUUUCUUCUUAUCCUUG
Messenger RNA from Stegodyphus dumicola, 11398 nucleotides. RefSeq names its product eukaryotic initiation factor 4A-I-like. The record is from RefSeq and is a predicted model, not a curated record. NCBI's taxonomy places the organism in Eukaryota, Metazoa, Arthropoda, Arachnida, Araneae, Eresidae. Gene Ontology annotation, molecular function: nucleic acid binding; RNA helicase activity; ATP binding.